AGCAACUAUCUUCUAUCUAGACGGCAUUUUCUCUGCAACUUCGUAUUUUGCUUUUCAUAUUUCACACUGUUUCAGUUCAGCCUUUUCCUAAUUUACAAACUUCCCAUCCCUUCGAUCGUAUCCCGGAGGAAAUUCGAGGAUUUAAACUUAUUUCUGGAAAGUUGCAUUCUUUCCGCAAAUAGCAAUCGGAGCUGACGCUAAAGAUUCCCUAUUUCUUCGUAGAGACAGAAAACUGAGUGAUGUAUUGAAGGAAUUGAAUCUGUAUUGAAGCAAGAUAAUUGGAUCUUUUUUCCGGAGGUGGAUAUAUUCCCUAUUUCUUCUUAGAGACAGAAAACUGAGUGAUGUAUUGAAGGAAUUGAAUCUGUAUUGAAGCAAGAUAAUUGAAUCUUUUUUCCGGAGGUGGAUAUGGAUAUAAUGGGCUUCUUUGUUAGAAGUUAGGAACCAGUUUUUCCCCAUUAGUUUUGUAGCUUUACUUCUACUUGCUUGUAAUUGUGGUUUGUUUAAUGGAUGAUACCAAGGAUGAUGUAAGAUAUCCCUCUAAUAUGUAUGGUGAUAAAAACCAUCAAGGUUAUGGCUAUCUGAAUCAUAAAAAACAUUCGGUUAGGAGUUCUCCUUAUUCCCAGCCAGUAACGGGUGAGUAUGUGGAAGAUAAUGAUGAUGAUGAGGAUGGAGAAGAUGUGGAACUUUUAGGAGACGAGGAAGAUGAGGAUGUUGAUCAGAGUAAUAAUAUUUAUUCACAAAAUGAUGUUGCUGACAAUGAUUAUGAGGAAGAUGCUCAGGUUGAAGAUGAUGAUGAAAAUCAUGGUAACAAUAACAACAAUGAUGAUGGCAAUGAUGGUGAUGGUGAUGAUGACAACGAAAAUCAUGGUGGUAAGAAGAAGAGUUACAAGAAGAGAGUUGAAGAUGAUUCAGAAUGGCAUCCAAAAAAGAGAAAGCUGAAAAGCUUGAUUUCAGCUUAUGAAGUUGCCCCUCGUGUGCCAGCAGCACCAUCAGCUGCAGCUCACUCAGCUCAGAAACCAUAUUUUGGUUCCAGGAAUUCACUUACCGACUGGACUGAACACGAGACGUUUGUUCUUCUUGAUGCUUGGGGGAACCGGUUUCUUCAACAGGGAAGGAAGAGUCUUCGGUCUGAGCAAUGGCAAGAAGUUGCAGAAGAAGUAUCAGAAGUUUCAAAAAUUGAAAGGACAGAUACCCAGUGUCGGAAUCGUCUAGACACAUUAAAGAAAAUGUACAAAAAGGAGAAAGCUAAAUUAGCAGAAAUGGUUGGUGGAUCUAGCAAAUGGGUCUAUUUCAAAAGGAUGGAUAAGCUGUUGUCUUCUCCUCCACAGAAUGCUGGUCUCUCUUGCGGUUUAGACUCAGGAGAGUAUGUUUUUAUGAACCCUAGAGUUUAUUUGAACCGUGCAAACGGGUUAGAUGAAAUGAGGGAUAGUCCAGGGAAUUCAGAAUCUACUGGUGAAGAUGAAGGUUUAGAUGGACUUCAUGCAAAGAAAAGAAGGCAUGGAAGGGACAGUGAUGAAACUUCCUUCAGAUUGCUUGCUGAAUCGAUUCAGAAAUUCGGUGAGACAUAUGAGAAGAUUGAAAAUAGUAAAAGGCAGCAGAUGGUGGAACUGGAAAAGAUGAGAAUGGAUUUCCAAAGAGAAUUGGAAACACAGAAGAGGCAGAUAUUAGAGAGAUUGCAAUCUGAGAUUGCAAAACUGCAGCAGAGAGAUAAUGAGGAGAAUGAUGAUUCUGUGGAGAAGGAUGAGUAAUGUUUAUGCCUUUAGCUCCCAGUGUCACGUAAGAUGUAGACAGCUAUCUAUUGUAUAAUAUUUGAGGCAUUUUCCCCCGUUUUAGAGUUUUCUUGUUAAGCUGUACACUCGUCAGGAAUGUUACAAUAUAGUAGAAUGAAAACUGUAUAGUUAUUAUCAUGUUAUCACGGCUUGUGCUCAACAGUCCAUACCAUUCUAGUCUAUUGCCUUUAUGUGAAAGAUUUGUAUGGAGUUUAUUUGUAGUUGAUGGAAGCCUGUUUUG
Molecule: messenger RNA, 2010 nt
Organism: Prosopis cineraria
Lineage: Eukaryota; Viridiplantae; Streptophyta; Magnoliopsida; Fabales; Fabaceae
Product: trihelix transcription factor ENAP1-like
Exons: 2
Coding region: 504-1748 (414 amino acids)
Cellular component (GO): nucleus
Molecular function (GO): transcription cis-regulatory region binding
Source: RefSeq, a predicted model, not a curated record